AUGGUUUACACUGUUAUACCAAAGGAAUCGCCAUGUUGGUUUACCAGCAUUGGGAUGUUCAUCAUUGAUGAAAAUAGGUUUGCACCAUCGACGAAAAAGGAACCGAUCCGCGACAUUAUCGGCGGAGGUUUGACAUUUGCCGUAAUUGGAGCUCGUAUGAUUGCAGGAAAGACAAAUGGACCAAAAGUAUCAGGAAUUGUCGACAAGGGGUCUGAUUUCCCCGAUUCUGUGGAGGAACAAAUUAAAUCUUGGAACACUGGUCUUAUCUUUAGAGAAGAUCCAACUAGACUUACUACUAGAGGAGUUAACAAUUAUCUUGAAAGUGGUGUGAGGGAAUUUUUCUACCAUGCACCAAAAAAGAGAAUUGAAGCUAUAGAUAUUUUGUCCUACGAUCGUCUUCUUCACUCCAAAUCGUUCCAUUUGGUCUGCACCACUGAGAGAUGUGAACAAAUUAUAGACAUCAUUCUUUCAAACUUACCAAAGGAUUCAGAUCAACCAUUCUUUUUAUGGGAACCAACACCUGAUGAUUGCAAACCAGAGAAUUAUGAGGCAUUGUGCAAACUCCUCCCUAAGAUUGAUGUGUUUACCCCAAAUCUUAUUGAAUCUCAGAAUUUCAUUGAGAAGACUGAUGUGGAGAUGGAAACUGAUAAGAUAAAGUCCUUCGUAGACUCUACUUUCCUCCCAUAUUUGACUAAGAAGAAUUCCGGUAUUGCUCUUCGUUGCGGUGCCCGUGGUUGUUACAUUAGAACCCCAGACGUAGAUGUUCUCCUUCCAGCGUUCCACGAUAAUCAAGAGUUGGUGAUUGACCCAACUGGUGGUGGUAACCUGUUCUGUGGGGGGUUCAUGAUUGGAUUGUUGUUAUCCAACUUGGAUUGGGUAGCAGCUGCUAUCUGUGCCAACCUUGUCAGUGGCUGUGUGGUUGAGCACUUGGGUGUACCUACACUUACAGGUGACGACACUUGGAACGGUAAGACAAUGCAAACCAGAUUACAUGAGUACUUGGCCAAAUUCCCAGAAUUGAAAUCAUAUCAAAGCAAAAUUGGUUGGCUUUAA
This is a messenger RNA of [Candida] anglica, 1053 nucleotides long. The record is from the annotation of a GenBank genome assembly. NCBI's taxonomy places the organism in Eukaryota, Fungi, Ascomycota, Pichiomycetes, Serinales, Debaryomycetaceae.